Molecule: messenger RNA, 567 nt
Organism: Penicillium argentinense
Lineage: Eukaryota; Fungi; Ascomycota; Eurotiomycetes; Eurotiales; Aspergillaceae
Exons: 4
Coding region: 1-567 (188 amino acids)
Source: RefSeq, a predicted model, not a curated record
AUGUCUUUCUGCGUCCCUUCGUAUUACUGGCUUACCCAACGGUUGUCUGGUCCUGUUUCAUAUAGGGGCUGGCUCUUAGCUGGAACGCGCAAUAGUCGCACAGCUAUUUGCGGUGGCGCCUUAUGGGUACAACUCCAAUGCGUAAGGAUUGUUCUUCCUAUCGCCUUUCGUUGGAUCUCUGUUCGGGGUAUAUUUUCUAGACCGGGUGGAGACUGGGUUGCGAAUUUCUUCGCGAAAAAAAUAAGGGAAUCCGGGGGCCCGAGAUACGCCUGCCUACUUGAUUUCUCGCUGCUUUCUUCGCUUUCUUUGAGGUGCUUUGGUUUGGUCUCUCGUGCACUGGGCUAUGCCUGUUGUUGGGGCGGGUAUUUCUUCUGUUGGAAGUCAGAUGAGAACUACACUUGGGAUGAAUUAUGCAUGCUUUGGAUUGUCAUCAGAGAUGGUAGCUGUUUCAGCGCUGAAAGUGCAAUCGCUUGGAUCUGGACGUGGUUUAUCAACGACUUCAUCACGACCUGCGGGGUGACAUCGGUCUUUAUGACAGUCGCCGCGAUCCACGUGGCCAUCUAUUAG